CCCCGACCUUUCUUUUAUCGAUCCAAACUCGAUUCCCCUUGUUUUCUAUUCGAUCUAGUGUUUGAAUUCUUGUUCUUUCCAUUUCUUUAAUUUAUCUAUCUACUCAUAUAAUAAUUCACUCCUUUUCUAUAUUUUUUUUUUUCUUUUUGUUGGCUCCAAAUAGUAGUAUUAUUAUUAUUUUUUAUAUUUUGUUUUCUGGUUUCCUGUUUGUAUGGCUGGUUUGGACUUAGGUUCUUCUUCCCACUUCGUUUCUCAGCUCCACCACCACCACCGCCCCUCCGAUCUCCACCUCCAGAUACCACGUGAUUCCGAUGACCAGUCCCACCGCCACCACUUCUCCGGCGAUAACGCCGACGAAGACUCUCACCAGGCCCUGGAGAGCCUCCAGGUCAACUCCACCAACACAAGCUCCGGCGGCACCGGCGAUUUGGCUGGCGGGCGCCGGCCGCGCGGCCGUCCCGCCGGGUCGAAGAACAAGCCGAAACCCCCGGUGAUCAUCACGCGCGAGAGCGCCAACACGCUCCGGGCCCACAUACUGGAGGUGGGCAGCGGCUGCGACGUCUUCGAGGCGGUGGCCACCUACGCCAGGCGACGGCAGAGGGGGGUUUGCAUACUCAGCGGCACCGGCACAGUCAACAACGUCAGCCUGCGCCAGCCCGCCGCGGCGGGCAGCGUGGCCACCCUCCACGGCCGGUUCGAGAUUCUGUCCCUAUCCGGUUCCUUCCUGCCUCCGCCGGCGCCGCCGGGCGCCACCAGUUUGACCAUAUACCUGGCCGGCGGCCAGGGCCAGGUUGUCGGUGGAAAUGUCGUCGGCGCGUUGAUCGCGUCGGGACCCGUCAUCAUCGUGGCGGCGUCGUUUACCAACGUGGCCUACGAGCGGCUGCCGCUGGAUGAGGAGGAAGCGCCUCAGAUGCCGCCGUCAGGCGGCGGCGGCGGAAGUGGCGGCGGGAAUGGAGGCAACCAGUUUCCCGAUCCGUCGUUGGGGCUUCCGUUCUUAAAUUUGCCGUUGAAUAUGCCUAACAACGGCCAGCUACAAAUGGACGACGGUGCAUGGGCCGGAAACUCCGGCGGCGGCGGCCGGCAACAAUAUUAAUAAAGGUCAGAUAAUUCAUGAAUCUUCAUCAACACACAAGUUUAAUUCUCCCUGUAAUUAAAUUGUUUCUUGUUUUUUUUCGGCACUUUAAUUAAUUUUUAGGUCUUGAUCAUAUGCUUUUUCCGACUUGUGAUUUGGGAUAAAUUAAAUUGAUCCUAUAAUUUAAUUCUAGUUUUUAAUUUUUAAAAUUUUAAUUUUUGUGAAAGUUCUUGAUGAGUUGAGAAAUUAUUAAUUAAUUUAGUUAUUAUAUUGCAACUUGUUGUGAGGUAAUAAUGUAAGUUGUCUUUACCUAAUUUAUAUGCUAAAUUGAUUCCCUCUU
This is a messenger RNA of Erythranthe guttata (spotted monkey flower), 1412 nucleotides long. Its product is annotated as AT-hook motif nuclear-localized protein 23. Gene Ontology annotation, molecular function: DNA-binding transcription factor activity; minor groove of adenine-thymine-rich DNA binding. The record is from RefSeq and is a predicted model, not a curated record. NCBI's taxonomy places the organism in Eukaryota, Viridiplantae, Streptophyta, Magnoliopsida, Lamiales, Phrymaceae. Gene Ontology annotation, cellular component: nucleus.